Messenger RNA from Pseudo-nitzschia multistriata, 1968 nucleotides. Lineage: Eukaryota; Bacillariophyta; Bacillariophyceae; Bacillariales; Bacillariaceae. The record is from the annotation of a GenBank genome assembly.
CGCUAUCUUCCUACGUGGAAACGAGAAGAUGACUGCACUACGAGUACUAAUCACUUGAUGCUUGAUGGUGUUGAUAGAAUGGAUUUCAUUUAUCCAUAACCAGCCAUCGAAGCAUAAAGAUAUCUGUCAAAUCCUAAACUAAGAUGUCCAGUAACGAUGCAGUGAGCAGCAAUAACAACAGCGAGGAGGAAAUCCUUCGCAAAAAACUGAAACCCGAUCCUACUGCCGAUCAAGUUAUUGACGCCGUCCGUACAUACUUUUACGGCGGAAAGGAGGACGUGGAGAUCAAGCUCAAGAAAGAACUGGAAAGCUAUGACGAUCGCAACUUUUGGAUAACUGUGGAUGGCACCGAUUACUUGGCAAAGGUCCAUAAUGGGGUUGAAUCGAGGGACUUGAUCCAGUAUCUGCAAAAUGAUGAAAAGGAAGAUAAUAGCUAUAAAAAAUCAGCCAUUCAUCUGCAGAAUGCCAUUAUGAAACACUUGAAUAAUUGUGGGAUCUCUACAAACAUACCUCAGGAACCUAUUGCCACAGAGAACACGUCGUCAUCUACUCCUGUUGCCGUGGUGUCACUCCCGGUCCACUCGAAGGAUGAUUCACCUACUCCCUUGGUGCUACGAUUGCUGGGGUGGGUGAGCGGGAGACCCAUGAGUGACCACCACAUGCUGCCAAUUGAAUGCCUGGCGGAUGCCGGUCGCUUCCUCGGGAAUUUAAGCGUUGCGCUCUCGUCCAUACCAGACGCUGAUCACUUGCAAGCAGCGAAACGAUACCAUCAAUGGGACGGGAAGAACACCGCAGAUCUUCGAGACUUUGUCAAGUACGUCACCGACGAGCGGAGACGAUCCAUCGUGAAUAGUGUGAUCGAUGCCUUCCAAAAAGACCUAAUCGAUAGCAAGGUAGCGGAAACUUCUUUCAAAAAAUCGUUGAUCCACGCAGACUUCAACGACGCAAACUUUUUGCUCGGCGACGACUUCUGCGUUUCGGGGGUGAUCGAUUUUGGCGAUUCUGUAGAGAGGUGAGAAGAAAUUCAGUUUUAUUUGUCGUCGUUUGUUGUGUAUUGCCGCGCUGUUGGCUGUACAACCGAGCUCGUGUAAACUAGAGAAUCCUUCUUGAUCUCGUAUCUGGAAGAUAUGGAUGUCGACCGAUUGACAAAAAUGUUGUCGGAGGCAUCCUUUUCUUUCCAACCGUGUUGGAUUCUUCAAAACUUAGAGCUACAAAAAACCACGGAUUAAAGCCCCGGAUCGUCAACGCUAUCAUGGACAUCCUCGAUAUGGAAAAAGAUCGAUAGGUGGAUAAUGUCAUGACGACGGCGGUCAAACAUUCUUAAAAAGAGAUUGAUAGUUUUGUGCUUUUUCGAUACAACUUCCGCAAGCAAAAACUCCAGGCGCCAUACUGUUGACUCACAAGUUUUGUUCUCUUCUGGUAUGAUUGUGAUUCAUCUAACAGCUGGAACAUUUUAGAUUUGUCUGUAGCCAUGGCCUAUGCCAUGCUCAACGCAUUUGGGAAACACCAACGAUCGCUGGCUGCCGCUGCGGCCGUGCUGCGUGGAUACAACUCGGUUCGCCCCAUUGGCCCGGAAGAGCGCCGGUACCUGCCGCUCUUGAUCGCCUGCCGAUUGUCAUGUAGUGCGACCCUGGGGGCGUACUCCUAUGCCCAGAACCCCGGAAACGAAUACCUGUUGCUGCACGCGACUCCGGCUUGGAACGCAUUGGAGCUCAUCUGGGGAACCGAUCCCGAGCGCAGAUCGUCUGUGCUGGAGACCGUGCAGGAGGUCUUUGAUCUGGCGUGCUCCUCGUGCGAGACCGACAAGAAGACCCGGGUCAUCGGUUGCACUGAUCUGAAUUUCCCAGAUCCUUCGGUGCCGGACCCGCUGGCAGGAGCCCGCAGUCGGAAGCGAAAAGAGAUGGAAUAACAAAAUGAAGCAAUGCCCAAAUGGUUAUAGAUCAGCACUAAUAAAAUUAGAAAUCAAUC